Messenger RNA from Klebsormidium nitens, 2711 nucleotides. Lineage: Eukaryota; Viridiplantae; Streptophyta; Klebsormidiophyceae; Klebsormidiales; Klebsormidiaceae. The record is from the annotation of a GenBank genome assembly.
CAGGCAGGUACCUACCGACUUCGGUAGGAUUCAGCCAACGCAAGGUGAUCAUGGCCGCCUUUUAUAGAUGUAGCGCUUCAGAGUAGGUAGCUGUCAGGCAAGCCAUGACCUCUUCAAAGGGGGGGCCUCUUUAAUCUAGCCUCCUUUGCUGCUGAUUGACCUCCUCGUGUGCGAAAAGUAGGUUGAUCUCUGAUUUUUAUAGUUUGAAUAAGGGCGGUGGCGCCAUUGCUCAGAUCAAAUCAUGGAAGCCCUUCAAAAGAGAGCUUUAGUUGCGCCAAAGAAUGCUGUGCAUGCAGUGGGCCAAAACUGGGGCUGCAUCAAAAGCAAUCAACUAUGUCCGACCAGCAGAAGUGCAUUCUCCACGCAUUCACCACAUUUCAAACUUAGUCAUGUUGGAUUGUCAAGGUGCGAUGUUGUGGUGUCAGGGUGUGUGCACCCUUUGACUCAAGCAGCGUUGCAGAGAACAUGCAGAACCAGCGGGUUGUUGAUUGGGCAGCGAAAAACUUGCUAUUCUACUAGACAGCUGUCCUCUGUUGGGCUUUCAGAUUCUCAGCUUAUGGGAGUGCAUAAAAUACCGGAGCAACCGUCUCUUUCAUGCGGCCAGCGAGGAAGCCCACGUAGAUCCACCGGCCCUCGGUCGGCCGCGAGCAUAGUAUCAGAGCCGGCCCCCCCGGCCCCCGAAGAUCUCGAUUCCCAGUCCCUCACGCAGCGCAUCAUGGAAGCCACCGAGGGGCGGGAUUCGCAAACGGGGGGCGCCGGCGGAGCGGUUAGCUACGCAGCUCUGAAGCGAGCGGACCAAAACUGGGCGCGGAUCCGGACGAUGAAAACUGGGCGGGAAGCCGGGCCGGCUCCAGAAACGGUGAAAGAGAGACGGGGUUCCUGGAGGGAUGUGGGCACUUCUGGGCAGGAGAAUCUGGGCGUGUAUGACGUCGUUGUUUGCGGGGGCACGUUGGGGGUAUUUCUAGCGACGGCACUGCAGCUGCGGGGGAAGAGGGUGGCAAUUGUGGAGCGGGGCGUCCUGAUGGGGAGGGCACAGGAAUGGAACAUUUCCAAGCAGGAGAUGCAAAGCCUGGUGGAGAUGGGCGUCUUGACACAGGAGGAGGUGGAGGACUCAAUAUCCAUCGAGUUUAACCCAGGCCGCUGCGGCUUUUACAACGGGACCCAAAUCCUUGUUAACGAUGUCCUUAAUUUGGGGGUUUCGCCGGCGAAGCUGAUCGAGUCUGCCAAACGGCGGUUCGUAGAGCGAGGGGGAGUUCUCCUCGAGAAAACGGGACUGGAAAACGUUGACGUUUUUGCGGAUGGAGCGGUGCUGAAUCUUGGGGAGAAGAAGCUGGUCGCAAAGCUCGUGAUCGAUGCGAUGGGGCAUGCUUCGCCAAUUGUCCGGCAGUUGCGGUGGGGCCGCAAGCCGGACGGGGUGUGCCUGGUGGUGGGCGCGUGCGCGCGCGGCUUCCCGGAGGAGACCAACACCGGGGGUGACGUCAUCCUCACCAAUGCGCCCGCGACCCGCAAGGGCCGCUCGCCGCUGCAGUACUUCUGGGAGGCCUUUCCUGCGGGAUCCGGCCCCGGAGACCGAACGACAUAUAUGUUCACCUAUUUGGAUGCCCAUCCGGACCGGCCAUCUUUAGAGUCCCUGCUCGAGGACUAUUGGCAGCUGAUGCCUAAGUACCAGGGCGUCAAACUUGAGAACCUCGAGUUUCUGCGAGUGCUGUUUGGCUGCUUCCCCACUUACAGAAGCAGUCCGCUGCAGCCCGGUUUUGACAGGGUACUGCAGAUCGGCGAUGCGAGCGGGAUCCAGUCGCCGCUCUCGUUCGGCGGCUUUGGCGCAAUCACUCGGCACAUCGGACGGUUGACGGACGGCAUCUCGGACGCACUAGAUGCGGACUUGUUGAAGAAGCGGGACCUCGCACUGCUCAACCCAUAUCAGCCCAACCUGAGCGGCGCGUGGCUGCUCCAGAAGUCGAUGUCGUACGAAGUGGGAUCCAAUCCGCCGCCCAAUUUCAUCAACGAGCUGCUGUCGGUCAACUUCGGGUGCAUGCAGCGCCUGGGGGAGCCCAUUCUCCGACCCUUCCUUCAGGACGUGACGCAGUUCGUCCCGCUCGCGCUGACGAUGGGCGCGAUGAUGGUGACGCGGCCGCUGCUGCUGCCCACCAUUCUGAGACAGGUUGGCUUGAUCCCGCUCGUUGACUGGCUCCGCCAUUUCGUCGGCCUGGCAGUGUACUCGCUUGCGCACAAGCUGUUCGCGCCCCUCGUCAGGUGGUUGCUUCCCAGGCUCUCCCUUGCGCAGAGGUAUCGGUGGAAACGGCGGCUAGAGGCUUGGGAGUAUGGCUCCGGGUUGGAUUACCGGCUUCAUUGAGCAUAUGUCUUACUGGUGAGAUUGCGACCAUUCAUCGUAUGAACAUUUCGUAUGCUGCCGCCGGAUCGCACUUCGAGCACCGAUUGUAGUCAAGCCAGAUCAGGAGCAUAAUGUACAGGCAGUGCGCACAAGUUACGGGUUAAAUGUUUGUUCCAGACCUUCGCGUUUCGCAGUUGAGAUAUCGAAGCAUAUUUAGCGAACUUGCAACGAGUCAUGUCACUUAGAGACGGCUAGCUAGUCGAUCUGCUGGUAAUCGAACAUAACAGAACUGACGUUGUGCAAGUGGACAACGAUAUGAUGCAAAGCUAGUUGUCAUGGAAGUUACAGAGCAGAGUGCCGCCUGCCAGAAAUCCUGCAC